Messenger RNA from Pieris macdunnoughi, 2298 nucleotides. The record is from the annotation of a GenBank genome assembly. Lineage: Eukaryota; Metazoa; Arthropoda; Insecta; Lepidoptera; Pieridae.
AUGGGGAAGAUCAUCUGGGUCGGCUGGCCGCAUCUUACUAGAGCCAAAGUUAUAUCAGUAUCAAACGAGAAAGUUCGUCUGCAUCACAACGACCAACAGACCCCAAUAGGUCUUCAUUACUCGACGGAGCACAACACGGGAAACCUUCACAAACAAUGGAUCUCUGAACGGUCUACUAUUAUUGAACAUAAUAUGAAUCGUCUAGGCAUUGAACUUGGUGACGUCAAUGUGAUCGUGCAUGCCAAAAAUUUAAAAGGUUAUAAAUACGUAAUUCAAGACAAUGUUCGCAUGGCUAUGGAGGAGGAGUGGUGCGAUACCCCUUGUGGGUACGCCUUUCAAGCUAUAGUGGCUAAUGCCAAGGCUUCAGAGCUGAAGCCUCCUGCUAAAUAUCUCACUCCAACGGAGGCCUAUCCCACGGGAGAUACCGUGUUCCUGUUGACGCAGGGACAGUACUAUGGAUGUCUUGCAACGGUGGUAAAUGCGGACGCGGCCCGUAGCGGGCGUAUAAAGGUGUGCGUACGAGAGGCCAAAGAACCCGUACCACGAGCUCAAGCCGCCGCUUGCGCUUAUCGAUCCGCUAAUCACGCCGCUGCUGCUUGUGGUAUAUCUGCACAAAUGCUCUCGCGCAUAACAGGAUCGAUUCUGGUUAUAUCGGGUGUACGGAAUGACUUGCCAACGGAGACACAGUCCAAGAUCAAUAUUGGACUCAAUCUCAAGUUUAAUAAAAAGAACCAAGAAGUAUCAGGUUACACCCGCCGGUGUAAAGUGACAAACUCAUGGACAUACUCGGAACGAUGUGUCGAGUUGGUGAAAAGUUAUGCGAGGGAAUAUCCAGAAUUGUUCGACAAACUUGCCUACACGAUGAACCGGGAUGUAUUCUUUGAAGGCGAUUUGUGGCCUGAUGCAGUGGGUCAAAGUAAACCUCAAGAAGUCCAAAAAUGGCUGAAAACGCAACCCCAUAACGGCGCAGCGCGCAGACAGUGUGGUUCCGAAGCCCUGGAGCCAGAGGAGAUGAAGGCUAUUUGGAAGAAUUUAGAGGAACAGCUGAAAGAGAUCAAAAGUCAAAAAUCUGUCAAUUUGAGUGUCAAGUGGAAUGUGUUGUAUAAGCCGGAAUUGCACGAGGGCAACAUUGCGCCGGAUUCACAUGCUGACUACAAAAUGUACGACCGCAUAGUAUGCGUUGCCCGUAAUAUAACUGUGCCGCUUGGGGCUAAAGGCACAGUGACGGCGAUUUAUCAACCAACUGAUGGCAAUACUGUGCGGUUAUCGGAUAAAAUGAACGCUCAACCUACGUAUCAGGUGAUGUUCGACGAACCCUUUGCAGGCGCGAUGUCUGAAGAUCUAUUUGAAGAAUCCAGAUUUUAUAGAAUGCUACCAACGAACAUGUUAAAUAUAUCCUACGGGCGUCAAAUCCGAAAUAUACAAACGGACAACAACGAAGAUACAAAUUCGUGGGGCUUCACACAACCGCCCGCUAUUCUUCGCAGGGACAACACACACCACUCCGCGUUCGCCAGUUAUAGUCCCCCGUGGGAGAUGAAACCAGCUACUCCGGAGGCAAAAAUACCAGAGGCAAAAACACCAGAGGCAAAAACACCAGAGGCAACUAAUGGCGGACAUAAGGAAGACCCGACGACACUCUUGAGAAGUCUUCUGAAAAUAAGUGAAAAUGCAACGGACCAGACAAAACAGAAUAAGAACAAGGACGAAGUGAACUCAAAUUGGAGAAGUAAGGACAAACAACCGAUAAUACCACAAGCGAAAACUCAGCCACAAAAUUGGAGAAAGGACACCGAGUACCGACCCCCAGUACCUCAAAGCGAUUGGGUGAAUUCCAACUCUAAUUAUUACAAGAAUCAACCACAAGCACCUCCAUUCGUACCUUUUGCCCCACAAUAUCCGCCUCCGCAGUAUCGUCCCAGGAACAAUUUCCCAAAACAUUUGCCCAGCGUGAGCAAUUUACUUCCCAGCUGGACGCAGAACUCUCCAGCGCCAUUCCAGUCUAACCAAGCCAAUGAAAACCCAUCAAACAGCAAAUCCAGCCAAUCCAACCAAUCACGGACGAACCAGGGCGUGAAUAACCCAUUCGUGCCUUUACAAGUGCAGACUAGUCAAAGACGAGCCAACAAUGUGAACCAGCCUCCUCGUAACAUGGAGAGUCAGCCACCAACACAAUCUUUGCUACCCAAGCCUCAGCCUGUCGUGGCUCAGGUACCACAGAAUAAUCAACCUCCAACGAAUAGGACCAAAAAGAGGAAACCCAGAAUAGCGGCCAAUCUUCCUUUUCAGUUUGACUGA